Chiroxiphia lanceolata (lance-tailed manakin) is the source of this 1287-nucleotide messenger RNA. RefSeq names its product desmin (gene DES). Lineage: Eukaryota; Metazoa; Chordata; Aves; Passeriformes; Pipridae. The record is from RefSeq and is a predicted model, not a curated record. Gene Ontology annotation, biological process: skeletal muscle organ development. Gene Ontology annotation, cellular component: cell-cell junction; sarcolemma; Z disc.
GAGCUGCCGGCCGCUCGCCAGCCCCGCCGCCUGCUCCCUGCUCCGGCCUCGCCGACCCACGCCACCACCAUGAGCCAGUCCUACUCCUCCAGCCAGCGGGUCUCUUCUUACCGCCGCACCUUCGGCGGCUCCCCGGUCUUCCCCCGUGCCUCCUUCGGGAGCAAGGGCAGCAGCGGGAGCUCCGUCACCUCCCGCGUCUACCAGGUGUCCCGCACCUCGGCCGUCCCCAGCCUGUCCAGCUUCCGCACCACCCGCGUGACACCCCUGCGCUCCUACCAAAGUGCCUACCAAGGUGCCGGCGAGCUGCUGGACUUCAGCCUGGCCGAUGCCAUGAACCAGGAGUUCCUUCAGACCCGCACCAAUGAGAAGGUGGAGCUGCAGGAGCUCAAUGACCGUUUUGCCAACUACAUUGAAAAGGUGAGGUUCUUGGAGCAGCAGAAUGCCCUCAUGGUGGCCGAGGUGAACCGCCUGCGGGGCAAGGAGCCCACCCGCGUGGCUGAGUUGUAUGAGGAGGAGCUGCGGGAGCUCCGGCGCCAGGUGGACCUGCUCACCAACCAGCGAGCUCGUGUGGAGGUCGAGCGCGACAACCUGCUCGAUGACCUGCAGAAGCUCAAGCAGAAGCUGCAAGAGGAGAUCCAGCUGAAGGAGGAGGCUGAGAACAACCUCGCUGCAUUCAGAGCUGAUGUGGACGCGGCCACACUGGCACGCAUUGACCUGGAAAGACGUAUCGAGUCCCUGCAGGAGGAGAUCGCCUUCCUCAAGAAGGUGCACGAAGAGGAAAUCCGGGAGCUGCAGGCACAGCUGCAGGAGCAGCACAUUCAGGUGGAGAUGGACAUCUCCAAGCCCGACUUGACGGCUGCGCUGCGGGACAUCCGUGCUCAGUAUGAGAGCAUUGCUGCCAAGAACAUCGCUGAGGCUGAGGAGUGGUACAAGUCCAAGGUGAACGACCUGACGCAGGCAGCCAACAAGAACAAUGAUGCACUGCGGCAAGCAAAACAGGAGAUGUUGGAGUAUCGGCACCAGAUCCAGUCUUACACCUGCGAGAUUGAUGCCCUCAAGGGCACGAACGACUCGCUGAUGCGCCAGAUGAGGGAGAUGGAGGAGCGCUUUGCAGGGGAGGCCGGUGGGUACCAGGACACCAUUGCCCGCCUGGAGGAGGAGAUCCGGCACCUGAAGGAUGAGAUGGCCCGGCAUCUGCGCGACUACCAGGACCUGCUCAAUGUCAAGAUGGCCUUGGAUGUAGAGAUCGCCACAUACCGCACGCUGGAGGGCGAGGAGAACCGGUGA